CUCCCCAGAACGGCGUAGCUCUGGCGGUGGCGGGCAUCCUUCUUCUCCGGCGACGUCGACUUCAUUGAAAUGCCUAAUCCCAGUGGGGAUCAAGUUGGGUGCUCAUCCGCGGCGUUUUUAGGAAAUGAACAGUUACCGUUCAUGGAGCUAUUGAGCAGAGUUGAGCUUGAACCAAUCCCAGAAAAUGAAGACGAGGUUGACGAAAUGGGUUUUAUUCCCCCAAACCAGUUACCAGAAGAAUCAAUUGAAACAGAUGCUUUCUACAAUAGCUAUUCAAAUAAAAAUGAUUGUAGUUAUUCUGAAGCUGUAAGUGCUUCAAACACGUCAAGGUGUUUUUCCUCUUUCAAUCAAUCUGAUGCAGAAUCAGCCCCCCAAGAGGUUUCCUCUGCGAAAAAUGACAAUCUAUCAGAAACAAUAGAAGCUUCUGUGAGGAAAUACUGCGAAGACAAGUCCUAUGACAUGUUCAAACCAGAAAUCGGAAUGAGAUUUGAUACCUGCGAGGAUGCUUAUAAGUUUUACAAUAUGUACUCCUGGGUUCUUGGAUUCAUUAUCCGCUGUGGCGAUAACUACACGAACACAAAAAAAAAUCCGUACCAAUCAGGAAUAUAAAUGCCAACGGGAGGGUAAAGAGAAAGCUGCUAAAUUUUCCAUAGCUAGAUGCGGCUGUAAAGCGAUGAUACGGCUUGCAAUCUGCGAUGACUCCACUUGGUAUGUAAAAGCAUUCGUUGGUGAACACAACCACCAGUUGGUAGAAAGCUGUGGAGAAAAGAAACACUUGUCAUCUCACCGUCACAUUGACGGGCAUACAUAGGAUUGGAUACGUCACCUAAGGGAGAACAAUGUCAGCCUAAGUAGGGUGAAUUUGGUUUUGGGAAGUGUGUUUGGGGGAAAUGUACCCUUCAGCAAGAAGACACUCAGGACUUUUUGCUCUUCUAUUGCAUCUGAUGCCCUGAAGGACGAUGUCAAGAAAACAAUGGAGAGUUUCAGAGAAAUGAUAUCAAAUGAUCCGAGAUUUUUCUUCUCUGUCCAGCUAGAUGACAAUGACAAUUUGAAAUCUCUUAUGUGGACAAGCGGCCGUAGCAGAUCUUUAUAUCAGUAUUUUGGAGAUGCUGUUACAUUUGACACCACAUAUGAUACUAACAUAUACAAAAUGCCAUUUGGGAUGUUUGUUGGCGUGAAUAAUCACUUCCAGAGUGUAAUUUUUGCUGGAGUUUUGCUUACCAAUGAGACAAGCAUUGACUUCAAAUGGGCUUUUGAAGAAUUUAUUGCAAUGAUGGAAG
Molecule: messenger RNA, 1280 nt
Organism: Lolium rigidum
Lineage: Eukaryota; Viridiplantae; Streptophyta; Magnoliopsida; Poales; Poaceae
Exons: 5
Coding region: 70-609 (179 amino acids)
Source: RefSeq, a predicted model, not a curated record